Messenger RNA from Diceros bicornis minor, 2150 nucleotides. It is a transcript of the gene NAT9, whose product is annotated as N-acetyltransferase 9 (putative). The transcript is spliced from 6 exons. The coding region runs from base 635 to 1228 and encodes 197 amino acids. NCBI's taxonomy places the organism in Eukaryota, Metazoa, Chordata, Mammalia, Perissodactyla, Rhinocerotidae. The record is from RefSeq and is a predicted model, not a curated record. Gene Ontology annotation, molecular function: N-acetyltransferase activity. Gene Ontology annotation, biological process: protein acetylation.
GCCGGGCUGCUUGGGACCUUCUGGCGACGCUUUCGUCGGCGGGGAGUGGGUGUAAACUUCGUCAUUCUAGGACCUCGGUGGCUGGCAGAGGGUUUCGAGGAGAGUAGCCGGUAGCUCCACACAAAGGGGAGGGGAUUGAGAAUUUAAGCCUGCCUCACCCUAAAGUUGUCUGGGAGAUCUGGCUCGGCGUCGGGAAGAGGGCGGGCCGGAGCCCGGUGGGGUAGUCGCAGGGGUUGGAAAUAGGUUCAAGGCAGGGCUGAAAGUUGAUCCUGGGGCGGAGUCUCAGGACUGGAGCAAGUGGUGGGAGCUUUGGGGAUAGGUCUUGGUGCUUGGGUUUGCGGUAUCGAAGUUCUGGGAGGUGGGGCGGAAGGCACAGGCAGAAAUGGCAGCCCCGGCUUGGCUUCUUAAGAUGCGAAUGAAGGAUUGUUUAAUUAUCUUUAACCAGCCCGGUUCCCGUUUUUGCAAGGGGUUUAGGGUCCGCGUUCUCUGAAGAGUUUGGAAGGAAAGAAGGACGGAGGCUCUUCCGACAAUAGCCCCAGGAGGCAUUUAGUGAAUUGAGAGGCCGGCUCCCCCCUAAGUGGGAGGAAACUCAGGUUCCGGAAGUCUUUGCCCUCCCCACCCGCAGGCUGCUACCAUGAGGUUAAAUCAGAACAUCUUGCUGCUGGGGAAGAAGGUGGUGCUGGUGCCCUACACCUCAGAGCAUGUGCCUAGAUACCACGAGUGGAUGAAAUCAGAGGAGCUGCAGCGUCUGACAGCCUCUGAGCCGCUGACCCUGGAGCAGGAAUAUGCGAUGCAGCACAGCUGGCGGGAAGAUGCGGACAAGAAGUGGCAGGCCCAGACAGGCACCACAGAAGAGAGCUGCAUGGUGGGAGAUGUGAACCUCUUCCUCACGGAUCCUGGGGACCCCUCCUUGGGGGAGAUUGAGGUCAUGAUUGCAGAGCCCAGCUGCAGGGGCAAGGGCUUUGGCACUGAGGCUGUUCUCAUGAUGCUGUCUUAUGGUGUGACCAGGCUAGGUCUGACCAAGUUUGAGGCUAAAAUUGGGCAAGGAAAUGAACCGAGCAUCCGGAUGUUCCAAAAACUUCACUUCGAGCAGCUGGCUGUGAGCACCGUCUUCCAGGAGGUGACAUUCAGACUGAUGAUGAGUGAGCCGGAGCGGCAGUGGCUUCUGCAGCAGACCAGCCAUGUGGAAGAAAAGCCCUACAGAGAUCGGUGGUUGGAGCCCCACUGAUAGCCGGCCUUGUGGGCAGCCACCCUGUGUGAACGGGGGUGUCAGGACCACACACUCCAGAACAUCAGAACCCUGCAACAGGAGGUGAAUGGUCAGGGCCUUCAGGGCAGAGUGCUCCUGGCCCUGCUCCAGGCUGGGAAUCUCCUUUUGGGGCCUUUCAGACUCUGGGCUGAACUUGCCUUGGCCUCUCUGAGGCUGGCAGCGACUCCAGGGCCAGCCCCUCCUCCUGACCAAACCUGGACUCAGACUCUCGGAACCUGGAGUGGACAGCAUGAAUCUAUGGGAGGAGGUAGGGUGGAAGUGGGAGCUGGAGAAGAAGGGGGGCCUGCUGAGUGGGCGGGACCUCCCUUCCACCUGGAAGGCCAGAGGCUGGGAGUAAAGCACACUGUAUGGCCAGCUUUCCCCGUGUUCUCACUGGGCCCAUGUGGAAGUGAGCUCCCAGGAGGUCAGCCUGCAGUAUCUGGUCCAUUGUGGUAGGAACGGGGCAGGGGUAGCUCAGUCCUCUUUUGUCCUGCGGAAGCGGGCUGGGUGUGACCUCGGGAGGUUUGGAAAUCCUGGGACAGACAAGUGGCUUGGAAAGUGGGCAAGUGUCCUUGCUCCUUCUCUCUCGUCUUUGGAGCCAGUUUUGAGUGUCGAGUUAGUUUGGGAUACAACUCCUUAUGACUGGAGAGCACCCUUCUGCUGAUGAAACUUUGGGCCUCCUGCUCAGUUGCAGGGGCUGCGGGAGGAAGCAAAGGCCACUCAGCUGUACUGUCCCGAAGGCACCUGUGUCCUCCCCCUCGCCACUCCUCACCCCUCCACCUCUGGGAGCAGCUGCACCUAACAAGGCCACGAGGGGGUGCUGGAGGCACAGGUUCGGGAUGGCCAGGCUGCCUGGCAACGGGUGCUUAAUAGAGCUAGGCUAGGUCUCCCCACCUCGGAG